This is a messenger RNA of Paramecium pentaurelia, 1481 nucleotides long. The record is from the annotation of a GenBank genome assembly. Lineage: Eukaryota; Ciliophora; Oligohymenophorea; Peniculida; Parameciidae.
CCAUGCAAGAGACUGAGCAAUCAGAAAAAGAUAUGAUAGGUUCCCUUCUUGAUGGUAAUCAAUAUACUAAAUUCUAUAGAUAAUGAAUCAGAAUGCUCAGAAUUUCGAUCUUCCAUUACCAAAUCCCAGUAACAUUCAUAAUCUGUAAAAAUAAUGUUCUUUAUAAAUACCUUUAGCCUGUUAAAAGUAUUAAAGAUUUAAAAGAGAGCCCAGUUUUAAAUGAAGAUCCAACGUAUUAUUACAAAUAUUCAAUUAGUUAUUAAGAAUUCCCCUCUGCUGAUCCAAGCAACUUUUAUAUUACAGUGUAGCCUACAUUUAUUCAAUAACGAUAACAUUCUUUAAGUCAUGAAUUCCAUUCAUACAUGUUACCUUAACAACCAAUAUACUAUCCUUGUUAAGAUGGCUAUUUCUCUUAAAAAAGAACAAAAAAAUUACAAUUAUAAACAGAGAUUGAUUCAUCAAUAGUAAAAUUAUUUAAUUAAACUACCUUAGUCACAAUAAUGUCAAGAUCAAUAUGCCUCUUUAAUCAUUUAAUAAUCAUUCAUUUAAGGAAAUGAAUAUUAAAGAGAAAAAAUAUUUAAAGGAUUAGUUGAUGAUUUACUUUUACUAUCAAAACAUAAAUUUGGAAAUUAUGUCAUCUAAAAAAUAAUUGAAAAUAGUAAUUAAAAUACUAGAACACUUAUUUUCGAAUAGUUGAACUCUCAUGUAUUGGAAAUGUCUUAAGACAAAUUUGGUUGUAGAGUUGUAUAAAAAUUAUUAGAAUUUAUUCUAAAUUAACAAAAAGUAUAACUUAUAUCCUAACUUAAACCUUAUGCUUUAAAAUUAAUAUUUGAUUAGUGUGGAAAUCAUGUUAUCUAAAAAAUAAUAGAUUUAGUUACUGAUGCUGAAUUUAUUAUAGAUUUAGUCAAGAAUAAUGUAGAAAAGGUUGUAUCUCAUCCUUAUGGAUGUAGAAUAGCAUAAAAAUGUUUAGAAAUAUUUCCAAAUGAUAAAUUAUAGGAACUUUAUAUAUCCUUAAUUCCAUUAUGUGAAAGAUUAUCCUUUUGUUAAUAUGGGAAUUAUAUUGUUUAACAUAUGAUAAAUUAAGGACCUCCAAAAGGAUUUGAAGUAAUUGGAAAGUUUAUCAAAUAAAGAAUAAUAGAAGUCAGUUAAGAUAAAUAUGGCAGGUAAUAAUAUUAAUUCAAAUGUAGUAACGUUGCCCAAAGGUAUAUUACAUUGGCUUAAGAUGAUGAUAUUGCUAGCAUAUGUAAAAUUCUUAUGAAUCAAACAAUUCCACCUAUGUUACUGAUAUUAAUUAAUAAUUCUUUUGGAAAUUAUGUUAUGUAAAAUUUCUAUUUGAAAUGUAAUGAAAAAUAAAAAGAAUAAAUUUAAAUUCAACUCUCUAAAUAUGAAGAACACUAAUUCACUUAAUUUGGUAUUUAAAUUCAAUUACUAAAUUAGGUCGACAUUUCUUAUAAUAUUUAGCUAGAUUUCAUGCUUGUUGA